AUGUCUCCAGCUACGAGCCGUCGAACAGUUAAAUGCGAAACAAUUGACGGGAUUUCACUAGAAGCAUGGCUCUGGGAGGUUGAAGGCCCCGCGCCCGUAAUUGUCAUGACUCACGGCCUCAAUUGCGUCAAAGAAUGGAGUCUUGAGGAGACAGCCGAGACCUUCCAGAAAGCAGGCUACAACGUCCUUCUGUACGAUCCAAGAGGCAUUGGAGGCAGUGAGGGUGUCCCCAGAAACCAGCCUGAUCCGUGGCAGUACUCUGAGGACAUUUCAGAUGUCGUCACCUACGCAAGCACACUACCGACUGUUGACUCCCAGCGGAUUCUACUCUGGGGUAUCUCCUUCGGUGCCAGUGUGACCGCAUGCGCUGGCGCCGUUGAUCCUCGCGUGGUAGCCGUUCUGAUGGUCGCGCCCAUUUUCAAGUUCAUUCGGCCGGACAAGCGGAGGAAGCUGUUUACACAGCUGAUGAAGGACCGUCAAUCGCAGAUCAGAGGCAAUGAGCCUUUCUACCUGCGUCCUUACGACAGUAACGGGGAAAACCCAGCGGGCUACGGUGGCUCCGGUGGGCCAUGCGCCAAGGAAGCGUACACGUUGAUGGAACUCGGUGUCGAGCGCUAUGGAUACCGCAACCGCAUCACGCUUCAGACAUUCCACAAACUGGCGCUGUUCCGUCCCCAAGACUUCCUGCAGGAGAUGUUAAACGACAAGCCAAUCAUGAUGGUUGUGCCGGAGAAUGAUACAAUGUCAUUGCCAGCGGAUCAGCUGGCAGCGUUUGAGAGUUUCAAGUGUCCAAAACAACUUCACAUGGCCAAGAACAAAGGUCAUAUGGAUAUCUUGUCAGGAGAGGAGUUCACGCAGAACAUGUCUGCGAUGAUAAAGUUCUUCAAUUCAGUUUCACGCGAAGAAGAUCUUGCAUAA
This is a messenger RNA of Aspergillus thermomutatus, 918 nucleotides long. RefSeq names its product alpha/beta hydrolase. The coding region runs from base 1 to 918 and encodes 305 amino acids. The transcript is spliced from 3 exons. The record is from RefSeq and is a predicted model, not a curated record. Lineage: Eukaryota; Fungi; Ascomycota; Eurotiomycetes; Eurotiales; Aspergillaceae.